AUGUUGUCUGUUCGGUUUCAAAAGGUUGUGAAAAUUGUAAACCGAUUAUCGUCCACCGCUGCUAUUCAAUCUAACUUACCGGAGAACCCAGAGAACGAGUUCUCAGAAGAGUCUAUGGAGCAUUCAAUUCCCCGUAUUUCUAUCGCUUAUAAUGAUGUAUCACCUGUCCAUAUCCCCGAUGAGUCAUUAUCUCCUUCUGUACGGUCUCAUCAUUUACGACGAAAAAUGGUUGAGUGGCUUUCGAGCCCGGAAGUGAAAAAAGCGUAUCACAACAAGAGCACAAACAUUGGGUUCUCGCGUAAUUCAAGUGCACCAUUUCCCUUAAACCCUCUCUUUCAUCCCGCAAAACCGCUCUCUCAUCUGCUUCGACAGAAAAUUUAUGAAAAGUAUUCAAAGGGUGAUAGCUUGGAGAAGCUAGCAAAAGAAUAUAAAACCUGUCCUCAACGUGUUGAGGCAAUUGUGAAAUUAGCUCGUAUCAAUGAGUCUUGGGGAAACAACGGUACUCCGGUUCUCGAAAGCUACUCUCGAGUAAUGGAGAAAAUGCUUAAUGCUUGCCAGAAACGAGAGGAAAUUCAAUUCAAUGACGAUAAUGACAUUGCCGUAAAAACAACGAUGGUCCAGAGAUGGAAAGUACUACCAGAAAAUGAACCAUACACGACAAAAGACGCUGCUAAGGAGCUUGGAUGGCCUCCCUUAAGUGAAUUAUUGGCUUCUGCAGAGGCCGCUGUUAGCACAAAAGCCUCUUGUAAUGAUGCCACUUACGAACCCACGAAACUUGUUGAAAAGUCACCAUUUAUGAAGAGUCACCGCAUCUACCGUAUGCGUGAUAUCUCUUCCGGAGAUGUCUGGAAGCGUGACAUCGACGGUAGCUUGUAUGUGCGGAGGAAGAAGAAGGUAUUCUGA
Messenger RNA from Schizosaccharomyces japonicus yFS275, 903 nucleotides. Its product is annotated as ribosomal protein subunit S35. The record is from RefSeq and is a predicted model, not a curated record. Lineage: Eukaryota; Fungi; Ascomycota; Schizosaccharomycetes; Schizosaccharomycetales; Schizosaccharomycetaceae. Gene Ontology annotation, cellular component: mitochondrial small ribosomal subunit. The transcript has a single exon. Gene Ontology annotation, biological process: mitochondrial translation. Bases 1 to 903 code for a protein of 300 amino acids.